Nerophis lumbriciformis (worm pipefish) is the source of this 1553-nucleotide messenger RNA. The record is from RefSeq and is a predicted model, not a curated record. NCBI's taxonomy places the organism in Eukaryota, Metazoa, Chordata, Actinopteri, Syngnathiformes, Syngnathidae.
AUGUCGGAAUACGACAGCAACACGUUCACGGACGCGAAAGUCAACAACCCGUUUCAGCGUGUGAUCAAGUAUUUGAGUCACAUGGCGACAUAUUACAUUAUCAACCUUCUCUCCAAUUUGUUCCAGGAAUCGCAAGCGAGACAGACGGCAGCCGGCUUGGAAGAGUACAAUCCUUUCACGGACUCCAAAAAUACAACGAUGGCCGCCAAGCCCGCUGCGCCCGUCGUCCCCACGCAGCCCGCCAUCAUGAAGCCCACAGAGGAGCCUCCGGUCUACACGCAGGAGGCGCCGGCAUCAGGGGCCGCUGGCGAGCUGCUGAGGAGGCAGGAGGAGCUGGAGAGGAAAGCUGCAGAACUGGACCGACGAGAGCGGGAGAUGCAGUCGCUCUCUGCCUCUGGAGGUAGGAAGAACAACUGGCCUCCUCUACCAGACAAGUUCCCAGUGGGUCCAUGUUUCUACCAGGACAUCACUGUGGACAUUCCUGUGGACUACCAGAAGACUGUGAAGAUCAUGUACUACCUGUGGAUGGUCCACACGGGGGUGCUGCUGGCCAACCUGGUGGGCUGCCUGGCUUGGUUCUGUGUGGACUCGUCACGCCUCGUGGACUUUGGCCAGUCCAUCCUGUGGUUCCUGCUCUUCACGCCGUGUUCCUUCGCGUGCUGGUUCCGACCCGUCUACGGAGCCUUCAAGAUUGACAGCUCCUUCCGCUUCUUCCUCUUCUUCUUCGUCUACACCUGCCAGGUUGGCGUUUACGUCCUACAGACCGUGGGCCCCACCGGCUGGGGAGCUUGCGGGUGGAUCUCCGCCCUGACCGGCCUCAACAAGAACGUGGCGGUGGGCAUCCUGAUGAUCCUCAUCGCCGCCCUUUUCACCUCGCUGCUGGUCAUGUCGCUCAUCAUGCUCAAAAAGGUCCACGCCGCGUACCGCACCACCGGCGCCAGCUUCCAGAAGGCCCAGCAGGAGUUCGCCACAGGAGUCAUGUCCAACAAGACGGUGCAGACGGCCGCCGCCAACGCCACCUCCAGGGCGGCCCAGGGAGCCUUCAAGGAGCCCAUCUGAGCUCCUCCGUGACCCUUGAACCUCGGUGAGGGAAUCAAACCGGCCACCGCUCCGCCCACGUGGCAUUCAACUAACUACGCCGUGCACCUCUUUAAAGAGUCCCCCUCAUUUUACUCCUGUUUAUAAUUAACUUGAACGAGAACAUAACACUUAUUGUCAGCCGUGUAGCGCUGCCGCCCCCCGGUGGUGUGGUGGUGUAUUACACGAACUGAAUGCUGGCCGUUCCGUUUUGGCCUCAUCAUUAUUUAACUUUCAUAAAACUGGAAAAAAACAAACAUCCGAAACAUUUCUCAAAAUUCUAAAAAAUUUUAAAAUGAUUUUAAUUUAUUUUAAAUAUUAAAAUGUAUUAUAUAAUAUAAUAUAUACUAAAAUAAAAAAUCAUUCCUAAUUAAUAAAAGUUGAGAAGCUUUUAAAGCGACUUUUCCCCACCUAAACAUUUUAUUAUAGAAAAACAUACAAAUGAAAUACAUAUAAAUUAUAACUAAAAAUGUUUU